Messenger RNA from Kwoniella shivajii, 1467 nucleotides. RefSeq lists its product as uncharacterized. The transcript has 2 exons. Gene Ontology annotation, cellular component: RNA polymerase II transcription regulator complex. Gene Ontology annotation, molecular function: DNA-binding transcription factor activity; protein dimerization activity. The coding region runs from base 1 to 1467 and encodes 488 amino acids. Gene Ontology annotation, biological process: positive regulation of transcription by RNA polymerase II. The record is from RefSeq and is a predicted model, not a curated record. NCBI's taxonomy places the organism in Eukaryota, Fungi, Basidiomycota, Tremellomycetes, Tremellales, Cryptococcaceae.
AUGACCAAAGACGAAAAACCAGUUAUCAACUCUGACGGUGUUGCAAGACAUCGAUCUAGUAGUAAUGCCAGUAUCAGUACAAUCUCAUCUAAUGCAGAAAGAAGCUCAUUACCGUCACUCUCGAGAACUCCGAGUGUGAACAGUCAUAUCUCAAGAAAUGAUCUGACUAUCGACGUGGAACUUUCAAGGAAAAGAAAAGAAAGAGAUGGCGAAGAACUUCAUUCACCAGGUACACCACAUUCAUACGCUUCUUCAACUUCUUUCUUAAUGACACCUCAAUUCGGUCCAACCGAACUAUCACCACAACAUAAAAGGAGAUCAUCCAUUAUUGAACACUUAGCUUUGAAAGAAGAAGACAAAGAUUUCAAAUUGACUUCUUUAGGUUUAUCGUCCAAAGAUUCUGAAGAUGAUGAUAACCCUUUACUCUCAUGGUAUAAAAACUCUUAUGAUUACCCUAUACCUGUUCAAGAACCAAUCACUGUCUUCCCAGUGCAAUAUCAAAUAUAUCAACAACCCAAUGCGAACGCAAACCAAAACGUAAACACAAAUACAAACGGGACAAAUCAACAACAACAACAUCAAACGGGAAUCGAAACUCCUGCACUUGGUCAGCAAACCAAUAGUAUUCCUUUAGAUCCAACAUUAUCCUCUAUUAGAUCAUCUGCAACGCAAACAAACAAUGGCGGCCAAUCAACCAUUGAUUCUCACUUAGCUCCAGAAUUACGAGCUCCCGAAUUGAGGUUCACGGAUGCCGACACCCUCGCUUCAGCCACCGCAUCACCUGCAAAGCAAGAAACGGGCGGUCCAAGCGAUGCUAGUACUCAAGCUGCUAUAGCUGCAACACUCUCAGCCGAGGAUGCCGCCGCCCUACUGGCUCCUCCUAGUGAUGGUGAUGGAUCAAUGAGAAAGGAUCAACCUUUCUCUCGAUCACCAGAAUUGAGAGUCAGUCAUAAGCUUGCAGAAAGAAAGAGGAGAAAGGAAAUGAAAGAGUUGUUUGAUGAAUUGAGAGAUGAAUUACCUAGUGAUAGAGGUAUGAAAGCUUCCAAAUGGGAGAUUCUGAGCAAGGCUAUCGAUCACAUUCGUCAGUUGAAGACAAAUCAAGAUCAAAUGUUACGAGAGAUCGAUCAUCUUCGACGAGAAGUUGAUAUCGCCAGAGGUGGAACUGGAGCUUAUACACAUGCCUAUCCCACAUACAAUAUCGCGGGAUCGUAUCCUCCUCAAACUAACUAUACCAACACUGUCACGACAGCCGGUCAACCUAAUCAGACUUCAACCCAGACUCAAGCUCAAGGUCAAACUCAACCGAACCAACAGACUCAACAAGCUCAACCCCAAGCUCAACAAACACAACAGCCUCAACAGCAAACACAGCAGGUACAACAAGUACAGGCUCAGCCUAAUGUCCAACAACAAGUCCCCACAGGCCAGAUUCCAGAUGCAACACAGGCCACUACCGGGACCGUGUAA